AUGGACCAGCCUCUCCCCGACGCUUCGUCCAAGACCAUCCUCUACCUUGACAACUUCGAUGAGAUUAGGCACCUCAAAAAGGAGAUCGCCGGGGAGGAGGCCGAGGUGAAAGGCCAGGUCUCGGAGAACCACGGGAAGUUCAUCGAGGCCUGUAUCUCCUUGGGGCUCCCAAGGAAUGAGGGGAAGCAGCUCUGCGGUGCCCUUUCCGGAACCCUCCAAGGAGGUGAAGUUCUUGGACAGGAAAAGGUCCUUCGGCACGCCUAUGAAAAGACCGUAGAGCUUCUCAGUCUCGGGCUUGGUCUGCUAGUCAAUGGCACCAUGCCCGAGUGCUUCCUGAGACACUGGACAGGCAAGGCGGCCUUCGCAGCUGCCUUCAGGAGGCCCAUGUACUCUAUCCUCCAGGAGGUUUAUGGAGUGCUGGAAACCAGCCGUGAUGGUGCGCACCUUGCACUACCGACCUGCGUGGUCGAUGAGGUCGUGGUCUUCAGUGGGCUCCUGGCCCUGGCCGAAACGGACCUCUCUUCCGAGAUCUCUCCCGAGGUGAGCUGCACCGACGCAUCUCCUACGGGAGGGGGAUGUUCGGUGGCUACUGCUUUCAAAGAGAAAACGCUGCUCCUCCCGGACCCCGUUGAGGACCUCAACUUCUCUGACUGCUGCCAGAAAGAGCUCGCGGAGGAAGUGGUGGCAUGUACCCGAGUUUGGAGAGGGAUCGCCACCCAACCUCCGCUGGACUAUGAGGUCCCGGGCGACCGGUGGGACUUCAAGACUGAAGCAGGAAAGGCCCGCCUGGAUGACGAACCUCAUGUGGACACACUGGUCCCCUUUAUGAAGGACCGGAGCACUGCGUACUGGGAUCGCUCGGGGAGGUGGGUCGAAGGGGCACCUCAGCUCCGAGACCGACACCACCCGGAAGGUUUGCCUAAGCUGAAGCAGCACCUCAACGUGGCAGUGAGACAAGCUAACGCUUUGGCGAAGCGAGCUGCACGCGGCCUAGCGGAAGCCAAGCGGAGAGGCACCAGAGAAUGCUGGGUAGGAGUGCUCCACAACUCGGAUUCCCUGCACGCCGUCCUUCACAACCCACAGUGUGAAGGGCACGAUGACCUUGAGGACCCAGACCUCGGCAAUGAGGAUGAGGAUUCAGAGUACCCCUGGCGUCUGUGCCUGGUGAUGGCGGAGGGAAUCUACGACGAGCUCAACUCACUGUACUCUGAGCCUUUUGGCUCCCUGCCACUUAACCUGGACAGGCUGCUGAAGCACCAGUUGCAGGGAGCGACGCGUGGCUUGCAGCAAGAAGAGGCGGUCAUCUGGGCUGUGAACCAGUGUGCCACCUUCUUGGAGACAAUGAACGGGGGUGAGGAGAAGCUGCACCUGGAGUGGCUCCUCCAGCACGCCUACCACACAGGCUGCGACGUCAGACUGACCGACCGUGGUGAUGACAUUGUGGGUCACAGACCGGGACCCUACCCGGCGUUCCGCUGGCACUGGAAGGACGUCCUUUCCUACCAGUGGCGGGAACCACAGCACAUAAAUGUGCUCGAAAUGACGGCCUUCCUCACGGAGCUCAGAAGGCGAGCCCGCAACGUCGAUGCUCUGGGGAAGCGCUUCUUCUGUGUCAUCGACUCCCUCGUCUCUUUCUACGUGUUGGGAAAAGGGAGGUCCUCUUCCAAGCGUCUCAACCGUGUCAGCCGCCGCAUUGCCAGCCUCUCACUGGCGUCUGGUUUGAUCCCCAUGACCCUGUGGACUAUCAGCAAGUGGAACUUUAGCGAUGGCGCCUCGCGGAAAUACGAACCGAAAUGA
Messenger RNA from Symbiodinium sp. CCMP2456, 1797 nucleotides. The record is from the annotation of a GenBank genome assembly. NCBI's taxonomy places the organism in Eukaryota, Dinophyceae, Suessiales, Symbiodiniaceae.